CCGCCUUCAAUUCUCAGACACCGAAGGGGGAAGAGAUAACGUUACCGGGAAUUAAGACGAUUUUUCGGACGUUUUCCCACCCCUAAACAAAUACCGAAAGGGGUCUUCACUCAGAUCCUAAACCAGAAAACAUGGUCGUAGUCACAGCAGGGACCGGAGGAGCCCAUAAAGUCCUCCUGAUAUCGGGGAAACAGAACCGCUCUAUUUCUGUCAUGAUACCGAGCCAAGCGUCUUCAGACUCCGACUCCACCGUCUCCGGAGCACCGCUGCGCAAGCGGCAGAGACUCACACAUCUGAGUCCAGAGGAAAAAGCGCUGAGAAGGAAACUGAAGAACAGAGUUGCUGCACAGACAGCAAGAGACAGAAAAAAGGCCAAAAUGGGCGAGUUGGAGCAGCAAGUCUUGGAGUUGGAGCUCGAGAAUCAGAAGCUUCACUUCGAGAACAGGCUGUUGCGAGACAAGACGGGCGAUCUGCUCAGUGAGAAUGAGGAACUAAGACAGAGACUGGGGUUGGAUACUCUGGAAGAGAAAGAAAAGGUCCAGGUACUGGAGUCCGUGGUGAGCGAUUUGGGUUUGGUGACCGGGUCUUCUGAGUCCGCAGCACUCAGGCUACGUGUCUCCGCAGCAGGUGCAGGCCCAGCAGUCCCCGAAUCCCAAGACUUCUCCAUGGAUACUCACAGCCCUGGCCCUUCAGACUCUGAGUCUGAUCUCUUGCUUGGUAUUCUGGACAUCCUUGACCCAGAGCUGUUCCUCAAGACGGAGCUCCCAGAAGCACAGGAACCCCAGCCAGAGCUUGUGCUGGAUGGAUGUGCAGGAGAGCAAGUACCUGCCUCCCCACCUGCGGCUUUGGGGCCCGCACCAGUUAAGCUGGAGGCCCUUAAUGAACUGAUCCACUUUGACCACAUCUACACCAAACCCGCCGAGGUGGUGAGCGAGGAGAGCAUUUGCGAAGUCAAAAGCGAGGAUUCCGUCGCCUUCUCCGAGCUCGAUGAAGAAAUCGAGGUGGAAAUCCAAACGGUGUCGGUUAAAGAUGAGCCAGAGGAAGUGGUCAUCCCUGCAGAAGAUCGGAGUCCGGACGCGGUUGAUGAUUUCCUCUCCGACGCCUCUUCCUUCAGCGGCUACGAGAAGGCUUCGAAUCUGACGGAUGCGUACAGUGACUCUGGAUACGAGAGAUCUCCUUCCCCCUUCAGUAAUAUUUCAUCCCCCCUCUGCUCUGAGGGCUCUUGGGAGGACAUGUUUGCGACUGAACUCUUCCCCCAACUGAUCAGUGUCUGAAGGUUGCAUACAAAACCCAAUUGAAAAUAUGCCUGCCUUUGCUCUUUUAUUGUAAGUGAUUGAUUGCCGUGCGCUUCAUAGUGAUAGUACAUCAGUAGCAUGUAACUCCUCUUGCAGUUUAGACCAAAGGCAUUGCUUUAAGGCUUCUGUUGUAGUAAUAAUAACGCACAGGACUUGCCGAGACUCUGUACAGUUGAAGUGCAACUCAGUAUUUUUGUCGGGGAAGGGGUUGGGGGGGAUAAUUGUUUUAAAACUAGAUCUAUUUAUUUGUAUAUCUCUCUUUUCCAGAGUUUUCUGUAACGUAAUCCGUCUGCUUAACGAACUUAAUUUUAUUGUAAAUGCUCUCCUUAAUCAUACUGCAUUAAAAAAAAUCUGCAUUGCA
Messenger RNA from Cyprinus carpio (common carp), 1656 nucleotides. Its product is annotated as X-box-binding protein 1-like. Gene Ontology annotation, cellular component: nucleus. The record is from RefSeq and is a predicted model, not a curated record. Gene Ontology annotation, molecular function: RNA polymerase II transcription regulatory region sequence-specific DNA binding; DNA-binding transcription factor activity, RNA polymerase II-specific. NCBI's taxonomy places the organism in Eukaryota, Metazoa, Chordata, Actinopteri, Cypriniformes, Cyprinidae.